GCUUGGUCGUGUACGUGACGUUCGCGAUGUACUGGUUCAGCGAGUGGCUGAAGAACACGGUGCACACGACGAUCGCGGGGGUGUACGGGUCGUGGUACUUCUGCAGCGGCACGGCGCAGGGGAUGCCGGCGGGCGCGACGCGGGGCGCGCUGCGGCGGGCGACGACCUACUCGUUCGGCAGCAUCAGCUUCGGGAGCUUGAUCAUCGCGCUGAUCAACAUGCUGCGGCAGGCGUGCAGCGUGGCGCAGCGGCACGAGGCGGCGCAGGGCAGCCUCGUCGGCAGCGUGGCCUUCUGGGUCCUCGGGUGUUUGAUCAGCUUGCUGGACUGGCUGGUCACCUUCUUCAACCGCUACGCCUUCUGCCACAUCGCGCUGUACGGCAAGGCGUACCUCCCCGCCGCGCGCGACACCUGGUCCAUGAUGAAGGACCGCGGCGUCGACGCCCUGGCCGCCGACUGUCUGGUCGGGCCCGUGCUGACCAUGGGCUCGGUCUUCGUGAGCUACGUGUGCGCCCUCCUCGCCUACCUGUAUCUGCGGUACACCCACCCGGCCUACAACCAGGACGGGGACUUCACGGCGGUGAUCAUGGCGUUUGCGUUCGUGAUCGGGCUGCAGAUCUGCCAGAUCUUCCUGACGCCGAUGAGCAGCGGCAUCGAGACCAUCUUUGCCGCCAUGGCGUGGGAUCCCCAGGUCAUGAUCGAGCAGCAUCCGGAUCUGUAUCAGCGGUUGGUGCAGUUGUAUCCGCGGGUGCAGCAGGCGAUUCAUGCGUAGGGCCGGGAGGGUUCAGGGUUGGUUUUGUGCUGAAUAGGUGGCGUACUGUAUGACUUUUGGGGGAUUGUGGUUUGUCUAGUAGACUUGUCUCUCGGGUCUAGAUACUGUGGUGGUUAGACUGCACGUGGUACUAUAGUGUGCUCUCAAGCCGCCAGAGGCACUGCUAAUCUAAUAAUA
This is a messenger RNA of Aspergillus aculeatinus CBS 121060, 947 nucleotides long. Its product is annotated as choline transporter-like family protein. Gene Ontology annotation, molecular function: transmembrane transporter activity. Gene Ontology annotation, cellular component: plasma membrane. The coding region runs from base 27 to 770 and encodes 247 amino acids. Lineage: Eukaryota; Fungi; Ascomycota; Eurotiomycetes; Eurotiales; Aspergillaceae. The transcript has a single exon. Gene Ontology annotation, biological process: transmembrane transport. The record is from RefSeq and is a predicted model, not a curated record.